Molecule: messenger RNA, 2222 nt
Organism: Pyrus x bretschneideri (Chinese white pear)
Lineage: Eukaryota; Viridiplantae; Streptophyta; Magnoliopsida; Rosales; Rosaceae
Product: probable protein phosphatase 2C 52
Exons: 7
Coding region: 611-2026 (471 amino acids)
Biological process (GO): protein dephosphorylation
Molecular function (GO): protein serine/threonine phosphatase activity
Source: RefSeq, a predicted model, not a curated record
GAUUGGACGCGCUAUGAGGAAAGUGUAAUGAACAGUGGAAGUUGCAUCAUGAGAUUGAUUUCAAUCAUCGUUUCAGUCGGGAGUGCACGGCUACUCCACAGUAAACUUCCUUCUCUCUCUCUCUCUUUCCCCUUUCUGUUCUGCCCUGCUUUUGCAAUUAAUGCACCGCCUUCCCUUGGGCUCCCUCCAGUCUCCCACCAUAUUAGUAAUCAACUCUCUCUCUCUCGCUUUAUUUCCUUCUGUUCUGCUCUGCUCUGGUUUUCUUCACUCUGAUCCCAAAGCUCCAAUCUUGGCAGGCAAAAUUCAACAAUAAGUGUGAUUCCUCACGAAGUGCAAUAGGAUCAGGAGAGGACAGCCUUUCUAACUGGUUUUAUCAUUGAUUCGUGAUACAUCCACGGAUUUCAUUUCACCAAGAUAAAGUGACCUCAUUUUUCUACAUGGGCUUGUAAAGUGGCUGGUGGUUUGGAUGUGUGGGAAUCUUUGGUACUUGGAUAGUCAUUUGCUCGGUUGACCAUUUGUGGUGAAUUCCAGAAUUUCGUGUGAGAUCUGGUUGGCAAAAGUAGGACUUAUCCCUUGUUAAGUUAGAUGUUUUGUUUGUUGAGCUGAGGAAAUGGGGGGUUGUGUUUCGACUAGUAGUCGGAGUACUCUUAGUAGCAGGAGCAAUGGAGAGAGAGUUGCGCAGACAGGCCUGGGGAUUGGAUUUUGUGGCCAAAAGAGAACGAAGAAGACAUUCUCUGACCAUUCCUAUACUCUUCAGAACUUACACACCUUACCCAACCGCAUUUUUACCAACGGAAAGAGUCAGACUUCUUGCAUAUUCACACAGCAGGGCCGCAAAGGCAUAAACCAGGAUGCCAUGGUUGUGUGGGAAGAUUUCAUGUCCGAUGAUGCGAUCUUUUGUGGUGUUUUUGAUGGCCAUGGUCCGCAUGGCCAUCUUGUUGCACGUAAAGUAAGGGAUGCAUUGCCUGUGAAGCUGCUAUCCUUCUUGUAUUCAUAUCAAUCGAGGUUAAAAGGGUCCAGUAAAACAUGUUUCAAAGGGAGCGUGAAGAAGUCAGAUGGUGGAGAUACUGAGAAGGAUGGUUCGGCUGAAGAAAAAUUGAAUUUAUCAUGGAGAGACGCCUUCCUGAAGUCAUAUAAAUCCAUGGACAAGGAGCUGAGGUCGCAUCCGAAUUUGGAUUGCUUCUGCAGUGGUAGCACUGCUGUCACUCUAGUCAAACAGGGGUCAAAUCUUUUCAUGGGUUAUAUUGGGGAUUCUCGAGCAAUCCUGGGAUCAAAGGACAGUAGUGAUUCAAUGGUGGCAAUCCAGUUGACUGUUGAUUUAAAGCCCGAUCUUCCAAGGGAAGCUGAAAGGAUCAAACGAUGCAAGGGUAGGGUGUUUGCUUUGCAAGAUGAGCCCGAAGUGUCUCGAGUAUGGUUGCCUUUUGAUGAUGCCCCAGGCUUAGCAAUGGCUCGAGCCUUCGGUGAUUUCUGUUUAAAGGAGUAUGGAGUGAUCUCAAUACCUGAGUUCUCACACCGGAUACUUACUGACAGAGAUCAGUUCAUUGUUCUCGCUUCUGAUGGGGUCUGGGAUGUCUUAAGCAAUGAAGAGGUUGUUGAGAUAGUAUCCUCAGCCCCAAGCCGGGCAUCGGCUGCAAGGACUGUGGUGGACUCAGCUGCUCGUGAAUGGAAACUCAAAUACCCAACUUCGAAGAUGGAUGACUGUGCAGUUGUUUGCUUGUUUUUGGAUGGGAAAAUGGAUUCAGAAUCUGAUUACGAGGAACAAGGUUUUUCAUCUGCAACCAUUCAAAGCAAUCACUCUGGCAAUGCAGCUGAAUCGGAUGAUGGCCAGAAGUCCGAGCCAUCUUUGCAGAGGAAUUUCACUGUCAGAUCAUCUGAUGAAAGUGAUACUUAUGGUCGACUACCGGUUGAGAUUGAAGGGAAUGAAGAAACAGUGGCAGCUGAAGAUCAGAACUGGUCGGGUUUGGAAGGCGUGACGCGCGUGAACUCCCUUGUUCAACUUCCUAGAUUUUCCGAGGAAAGGCCUUAGAAAUUGUGAUUCAAAUAUAAACGAAACCGGCUAGCUUUGUUGUAUUAUGGGAUUUUUUUGCCUCAUUAAAAUCCAAAAGAAUGAUAAAUCUUUCUGGGUUUCCAUUUCCUCAGCAUUUGUUGUAGCAGGCACAAAAAGCAAGGAAACUGUUCUUAUCAGGCAACUAAGGCAAAUAUAACUGUCUCUGUGUUUCCAA